Messenger RNA from Lotus japonicus, 2038 nucleotides. RefSeq lists its product as uncharacterized. The coding region runs from base 321 to 1595 and encodes 424 amino acids. NCBI's taxonomy places the organism in Eukaryota, Viridiplantae, Streptophyta, Magnoliopsida, Fabales, Fabaceae. The transcript is spliced from 13 exons. The record is from RefSeq and is a predicted model, not a curated record.
GUCUGUCUCUGUCUCUGUCUUUGGCUUCUGUUCUCGUCUCUCCAAAGGAAUUGCUUACAAUCUCACAUUCUUUCCAAUUCUGGUUUUUGCUUCUGCGAUCUUCAUCUUCACCCUCACUGUGCUCAUGGCCACUUCUCUUUUGCUUCAUCCAGGGUUCAUCAUCUCUUUCUCAAUUGGAUUGCAAUUCAAUUAGCUCACACUGCUUGCUUUGCUCUCAGUUGCUGCCACUCCUAUCUAUUCAGGGUGCAGAGGAUAGCAGAACUUUUGGCCUGACCAGAGAACUGCCAGGACAAAGGACAAGCAGGUGUAGUAUUCAGGACAUGGGGUGCAUUGUGUCCUCUCAAAAGGAUUCUGGGGGAAAUAGAAGGAAGCCAGGGAGUAUUGGAGAAGUUUCUGUAAAUGUUCCCGGUCUAAGAAUUCCUAAACCUGUUGAUUUUGCUCACUCACUUGGUGACUGCUUGUCCAAGAGUUUAGUGGAACGCCUAUCAGCACUUAGAACUCGUAUAGUUGUAAUGGCCGGCCAAGAAGGUCCUACAAUUACAAGAACAAAAAGAAAAAGUGCCACCCAGCAUGGUGGUUCAACACUGGCUGAUCUUCUGCAAGCUCUUGAAGACUACUUGCCAGUACUUUUGGGAUUAGUCAAAGAUGGAAGCCAUUUGCAAUUCAAAGUACAAUUUGUUUGGGUGAAUCAGGAGGAUGAUGCAGAGGAAACAGCUAUGUCUAAUGCUUGGUACGAAGUGUUGUCAGUUUUGCACUUGAUGGCAAUGCUAUUGUUAUCACAGGCUAAUUUAUUACUUCUUCCAAGAACAUCCUCUGAUGGUUAUCAGCCAAAAGUAACAGAAGAAAACAGACGAGCUUCUGUUGAUAUCUUCUUAAAGUCAGCUGGGUAUCUGGACUGUGCUGUCAAGCAUGUUCUCCCACAGUUGCCUGAAGAGCUCAGGAGAAAUUUACCAGUGGACCUUGCAGAAGGAGUUCUUCGAGCACUCUGUCUACAAGCAUUGGGACAGGGUGUAGAUAUCCAACUUGGAAUGGCAAUUGAUAGUGCCAAAGCCACACUUGCUGUGAAGCGUAGACUUGCAUGUGAGAUGGUGAAAUAUUGGCAACAGGCUCAAGAUAAUAUAAUGAACCUUCCUUUAGCUAAUGGUUGGGGGAAGAAACAUAUACUUUAUGUUAAAUGGAAACAUGUUGAAGCAAAGUCUGCGGCAUAUUACUAUCAUGGUAUGAUUCUUGAUGAGGGAAAUACAGAGAAAUCUCAAGGGAUGGCUGUAGCUGCUCUGGAAGCAGCUGACGAUUAUUUCAAAGAAAGUAAGAAGCUGUGUGAGGCAUUCAAUGUGGCACCCCCAUUAUCAAGAAAUCCACCACUUUGGGGUACAAUGAAAUAUCUCUCUGAGAAAAUUCCUAAGGAUACCUCGAGCAAGGUUCGAGUAAACCGUGAUCUUUACUCUCAUGAGAGAAUCAUGGAGACAGCACCAACAUUGCCUGAUUUUGCCUUGGCUUUGAAACCAGAUGAGUAUCAACUUCCUCCAGUGAGUCCCUCUUGGACCGAAAACGUGAAAGGGGGGCUAACUGGCGCCGCCAACCAUCUCAAAGGAUGACAAAUGAUUAAAAAAAAAAACUUGCCAAUUUGCAGACCUCAGAGCUGUCAUCUUAGCUGUGGAAGAAGGAGAAGGAAAUGAACUUAUUUCCAUCUUUUUUCUCUGCCUUAUGCUUUUGUUUUUGCUUUUAUAAAUUGAUUGCCUUCUUUCCUCCACAACAUUUGGAAGCAGCAACUGGAAAUAGAGCUGCAAGUUGUGUUCGAUUGAUCUGUCUAAAGAAAGGGGUUCCUUUGCCAAUACCCAAAUCCUUCCAUUUGUUAAACCAAGUUGUAUAAGUGAUUGUGUGUAGAAUUAACAUGAGCUAUGCAGAGAAAGAAUGAUUUCCUUCAAGUGUCAAAAUUCGAAGGACUUUGAAAUGCAAGGGGAAUAUAUGAUACUUUAACAUAUGAUACACUCGACAAUUUUGAAUUUUCAUAUGAUAGUGUGCUCCAUUACAUUUUCAA